This is a messenger RNA of Synchiropus splendidus (mandarinfish), 8740 nucleotides long. RefSeq names its product myelin transcription factor 1b (gene myt1b). Gene Ontology annotation, biological process: regulation of transcription by RNA polymerase II. Gene Ontology annotation, cellular component: nucleus. The transcript has 28 exons. The record is from RefSeq and is a predicted model, not a curated record. The coding region runs from base 430 to 4281 and encodes 1283 amino acids. NCBI's taxonomy places the organism in Eukaryota, Metazoa, Chordata, Actinopteri, Syngnathiformes, Callionymidae. Gene Ontology annotation, molecular function: DNA-binding transcription factor activity, RNA polymerase II-specific; RNA polymerase II cis-regulatory region sequence-specific DNA binding; zinc ion binding.
CGUCACGAGCACAACAUGUAACGCUCUUUUAAAGGUAUUCAGAGUCCCUGACUUGUAGCAACAUAUUAGUAUCGGAGCGUUGAGAGCGGAGUUGGACACUUGAGUCCUUCAGACCCUGUGUCCACAAGAGGGCGGGCUUUACCCGCUGAAAGUGCUCUCAGGUCUAUGUGUUUGUUUAGGGAAAUCACUGCUGGUAGUCAACCCCAACACACCUUAACGGACAAAAUACCAGAUGGAUAAUGUCGUCGCCUCUAGCAGAUCUUGUGACUUUUGGCAUGCUUUUGGAGCACACAGAGGGAAACAGUGUCGCUGUCAUCACUGUGGGUGUGCACGUUCCCCCAAACUUUAGAGGACUCCGAAAGUCACACUGAACUUCUUUCUCUCUGAGAAAAGAGUUUUUGCUUUUGAAGUUGCUGUCUAGAGAGGCACAUGGUGGCACACAGACCUUAUCUCAAGAUAAACAGGUCAUCCACCGCAGAACUCCCAUCGCCUCAUUCUGCCCGGGUCAUGAAGACGCCCCAGUUUUCUGAGAAAGAAAAUGAGUUUCGGGGAGAGCUGGUGAACCAGCGGUGGACACGAGGCGAGAGGACCAGCAGUCGCUGUCAGGCCUCCCAGAGACUGCAGAGCCGUCGACCAAUCAUGAUGAGUGUUGAGGGUGACGACAAGCGAACUCGUACUCGGUCAAAGGGAAUCAGAGUUCCCAUUGAGCUCAUAGGAGCAGAACUAAGCUGCCCAACCCCUGGAUGCAAUGGCUCGGGCCAUAUCAGUGGGAGAUACUCACGACACAGAAGUAUUCUGGGAUGCCCCAUAGCCAGGAAGCGACGCUUGGAGGAAGCUGAGCAAGAGCAGGAAACAGAGCGACCCGUCUCUAAGAGGAAGUCAUAUCCCCUGAAACUGGCGCUGGACGAUGGUUUCAGCGCAGAGAGUGAUGCCAGCAGCGAGGCUGAGGGCGAUGGAGAGAAGGAGGAAGAGAAAGCUGAGAAUGUGGAGGAAAAAGGUGCAGAACUGACUCAGAAUGGACACACAAACGGACAGCUGGAGGAGACACAGGAGAAGGAUGAGGAGGAAAUGUGUCAGGAGAAGACAACAACAGCAGAUGAAGAGGAGUGUGUGAUCGUGGAGUCCAAGCUGGAUGCGGCCUCACCAGGGCCAGAGGAGCCCCAGUCUCCUGCUCAUGAUACCGAAGAGGUAGCGAACUCUCUGCUCCACCUCGGCCAAACCUGCAAAACUGACAACAAAAAUAAUGUCCCAACUGAGGCCAUUCAGCAGCCUGUUGCCAUGGAGACAGAGGAGGAUGUCACCGUGGCAGCAGGAGAGGGGGAAAAAAUGAAAGACAGGCAGAGACAGGAAAUGCAGGAGACAGAUGUUGAAGAAGUAGGGGAGUCUGAUGUGCAGAAUGAGGCAGCUGAGGAAGAGGAAGAGGUCAGGAGUGAGCCAACGCAGCAGGAGAGGCCAGUUGAUGAACCACACAUUCAACAGAUGACUGAGGAAGAGGAGGAAGAGAUGCCCCUGCAGCAGAGCCAGGAGAAGGAAGAGGAGAAGGAGGAAGGACAGGAGAACCACAGGGAGGUGAACCACAUCCUGCCUGUUUCAAUUGUGCCAACUGCUAUUCGCACUAUCACCAGCACCGCAGCAUCUCAGGGAAAACACAUCACGGCAGAAGACCACAGGGUCAGUCCUCAGGAGGACUACAACUCACACAGCCCCCACAGAGCCAGUCCUGUGGACAAAUAUGACUCUCAUAAGCUGGGUGCUGUGCAAAACUACAAGAGCAGCCCUCCUUUAAACUUCAGCUCCCACAGUCCUGUGCACAACUACUACCACAUCCACAAGGCCGCGGCCUCUCCCGACAUCAUCGAGGUGCGAUCCGAUAAGUCGGACGAGAAGGACUUUGAUGACAUGGACGGGGACGAUGAGCACGACGACGACGACAGCAUUUCCCAGCGUUCCAACGAGUCUGAGAUGUUCGACAUGACCAGAGGCAACCUCGGUCUGCUGGAGCAAGCCAUCGCUCUGAAGGCUGAGCAGGUGAAGCCCAUCGGGCCCAGAGAGCUGCUCAGAGCUCCAGACAUCCACCACCAGAGAUAUUUCACCAUGGAGGACCGGCCCAAGCACCUAGACGUCAUUCGCAAGAGCUACUUUAAAGAGAGCAAUAGGCCGGAGAAGAGGGAGAUCAAGUGUCCCACCCCAGGGUGCGAUGGGACGGGUCACGUGACUGGUCUUUACCCCCACCACCGCAGCCUGUCAGGAUGUCCUCACAAGGACAGGAUUCCCCCUGAGAUUCUGGCCAUGCAUGAGAAUGUGCUGAAGUGUCCUACCCCUGGCUGCACUGGCCAGGGCCAUGUCAACAGCAACCGCAACACACACCGCAGUCUUUCUGGAUGCCCCAUUGCUGCUGCGGAGAAACUGAACAAGGGCCACGACAAGCAGCAUCUCUCCCAGCCUGGCAGCGAGCACCUGAAAGGAAGUCCCAAUGACAGAGUCUUAAGGCCCAUGUGUUUUGUGAAACAACUUGAAGUCCCCCAGUAUGGCAGCUACAGGCCCAACAUGGCCCCCAGUACUCCCCGUGCCAACCUGGCCAAGGAGCUGGAAAAGUACUCCAAGGUGUCCUUCGAUUAUGCAAGCUUCGACGCACAAGUGUUCGGGAAGCGCAUGAUUGCCCCAAAGAUGCCCACCAGCGAAACCUCACCCAAAGCCUUCAAAACCAAGCCCUCCUUCCCCAAGUCGUCCUCGCCCAGCCUGAGUCUACAUGGUUACGGGAAAGCCACCGCUUUGGCUUAUGACUACUCCCAUGAUGCAGAGGCAGCCCACAUGGCGGCCACUGCCAUCCUGAACCUGUCCACCCGUUGCUGGGAGAAGCCUGAAAACCUCAGCACCAAAGCCCAACCCAAGGAAAUGGAUAUCGAGGUGGAUGAGAACGGCACUCUGGACUUGAGCAUGAAGAAACCCAUCAAACACGAGGGCAGUCUGUCUGGCACCAGCCCCGGGGUCCGCUCCCCAGACCCUUCGUCCUCCUCCUCCUCGCUGCAUCACGGCAGCAGUGGGAUGACGUCACCAAACCUGCACGGCUACAAGCAGGAGGAGUGGGAGGGUCCGCUGGAUUACACCAAACCCAACCGCCAGAGGGAGGAGGAAGUGGACGAGCUGGAACACACUGGCCAGUCGUACGUCUCCUCCGACCCAGAGGACGGCGACAUGAUGCAGGACUGUCUGGAGGAAAGGAAGUACCCAGGGGAAGUCACAACCCCCAGCUUCAAAGUCAAGUUCUUGCCCAAGGACGCAAAGAAAGAGCUGCUCUCGUGUCCCACACCUGGCUGUGACGGCAGCGGCCACAUCACCGGAAACUAUGCAUCACAUCGCAGUCUGUCUGGGUGUCCUCUCGCUGAUAAGAGCCUCCGGUCACUCAUGGCGGCCCACACCCCUGAACUCAAAUGCCCCACUCCAGGAUGUGAUGGCUCAGGUCACAUCACAGGAAACUACGCCUCUCACCGAAGUCUCUCUGGGUGCCCCCGUGCCAAGAAAAGUGGAAUUAAAACUCCUACCAAGGACAACCAGGAGGACUCCGAGCUUUUAAAGUGCCCGGUGCCAGGGUGCGACAGCCUGGGACACAUCAGUGGAAAGUACGCUACGCACCGUAGCGCCUACGGAUGUCCACUCGCAGCCCGCAGACAGAAGGAGGGUCUCCUUAACGGCAUGCCCUUCAACUGGAAGGCCUUCAAGACCGAGGGACCCACCUGUCCCACCCCGGGCUGCGACGGCUCCGGACAUGCCAACGGCAGUUUCCUCACACACCGCAGCCUCUCAGGGUGCCCCAGAGCUUUGUUUGCUAAGAAGAAGGCCAAGUUCCCCGGUGAUGACUACCUGAGCACCAAGUUCAGAGCUAGUGACGUCCUGGACAAUGACGAGGACAUCAAGCAGCUCAACAAAGAAAUCAACGACCUCAGCGACUCCAACAACGAAAUGGAGGCCGACAUGGUCAACCUGCAGACACAGAUCUCCUCCAUGGAGAAGAACCUGAAGAGCAUCGAGCACGAGAACAAGAUGAUUGAGGAGCAGAACGAGGCCUUGUUCAUGGAGCUGUCCGGUCUGAGCCGGGCCCUGAUUCACAGCCUGGCCAACAUCCGCCUGCCGCACAUGCAGGAGCCAAUCACGGAGCAGAACUUCGAUCGCUACAUCAGCGCGCUGACCGACAUGUACACCAACAAGGACUGCUUCCAGAGCCCAGAGAACAAGGCUCUGCUGGAGAGCAUCAACAAGGCUGUGAAGGGCAUCAAAGUCUGAGACCACGUAGACACACACACACAGCCACACACAACACACACAUUCAUUGAUAUUCUAAUAGGAUACAACCACAAAAAGGGAAUUCAGGUUAUUUAAUGAACAGCAACUUUACAUCCCAGGGAGCACUCGAUGAAAAGUGACCGGACCAAAUCCACCCCAUGCUGCUGCUGCGGGGGCCGGAGCGGACACCCCCCCCGCCUCCCGCCCUCCAGUCACAUGGAUGGUAACCAAGACUUUUGUUACUAGCAAACGUUUACGAGUCGUCGCCGCCCUGGACGGGGCGUGCGCUGCACUCCGCUGUGCUCCCGCUUCUGGCUCGGACCAGCAGGAUGUGACGUGUGUGUGAGUCCACCAGCUCGCACCGCUCCUCCGACUCACACGCAUGCGCAGACUCACAAAGCAGCAAUACGAGGACAGCUGAAUGUGUUGCGGUGGGGAAGUGGAGCGCAGACUGAUCCAGGAACAGUGGAGGAUGACAAACCCAUCUUUCCUUAUUUUGUCGUGCACACACCAGACACACACUUCAAACUGUAUUUAUUAGGAUUUGCACUUCAUUUCACUGAACUAGUUUUGUGGUACUUUAUUGUUAUAUAUGAAUUAUUUAAAUUUGUGUAACUUAUUGCCAUUUAUGUUAUUGAGGUUUAUUUAUCUAUUUAUUGACUUUGUUUUGUAAGACAAAAAUCUUCACCGUGGUCAGCCAAACGCAAAUGUUUGGGUGUUUGAAUAAUCUAUAUAGAAAAUUGACCUUUUUUAGUAUUUUUUAAAAAAGAUGUUUUAUAACUGCCAUGUUUUUUGAUAUUUUUUUAUUGGUUUGUUCCCUUAUUAUUUAUGUUUCUGUCACUGCUACAUUCAGAAGCCCACUACUGAAGAAAAAUAGAAAGUAUGUAUUUAUUAUUUAUUUAAUGAGAAAUGAACUGAUGGCUGUAUAUUUAUUUUUAUUAUUUAUGUGUGGUGGUGAUGUGACGCUCGGGUUUGAGUAGUCUGAGAGGAUCUGCUGGUGAUUAUUUAAAUAAAGAAGCGAAACAGACACUGUUUGGAUUACUAAGACGGACCAGCAGCUGAUUGUACAAAGAAAAAGAAAAAAAAAAGUCCAGCAAACGUGGUUUUGUUUCGUUGACCCAUUUCCUGCUCGCUUUCGUCAGCCGACAUACAAACAUUGAGAAAUAAACGUUACCUCUCCUCAGCGCUUUGUAGCGGCCGAUGGUGGCUCCGCCUACUCCUUAAUGUACCGGUCAUGUUUUUCUUACUUUCUAUCAGGACCGUGGUGCUGGUACAGAGCGGGAUGGGUGUUUGGGAGUCACGCAAAGCAGGCACUGUAGGAUGGCCUCCUCUUGAGAAACAGAAAAAACAUACACACCCUUGUAGCCUUACUCUAGAUUUUACUUUUUUGAUGCACAAAGUGCCACUAAAAAUACAAAGAAAAAAAAGAAAAAAAAAAACUUUCUGUCCUGUUUCUUCUGCAAUGUAACAAUGUCUGGUUCCGGGGCGACCAGCGCGGUGUGAUUGUUUCAGAUGCCUUUAUUUCUCUGCCGUCAUGGCCAUAAGUACACUAUAUAUACAUGAUGUAUAAAUAGAUUUUAAAGAUUCUAUAUAUAUGAAUAUAAACAUACAUAUAUUUUUCCAGUGUAAUUGUUGACUGGCUCUUCUUCGUUGGAUCAGUAGAUGAGGAGCAGUUACACCUACUUUAAUAUCACUAAGACCUUCUCAACUGUGGCUUUAAACACACCGAUCAGUCCAGCGUGGGGCGUACUGACGCCUCCUUCUUCAACAUUCCCCGCCCUCCCCGACUUUAGUUUGGUUAGUGAGUGGAAAUCUGUCAUUGUUCAGCUGAGACAUUUGAAACUAGAUGGUUGGCUUUAUUCCUAAGUGUCAUGUGAGUUCAUGUACAGUGAAAAAAAAGAAGCCUUUGAAUAACGCUCUGCACAGUGUUUGGCUCUGUGGUGCAGUGUUUGUAUUGUUUCUGGGCAGGCGACGCCGGUGCUACCUGCCUUUGAGUGAUCUGUUCCAGCUACUGUGGCGUUCAGUGUGUAACCCAUGAUGUCCAAGGCAUGUGUCCAUGUGCUUUUAGCCAAUGUAGAAUGAAACUCCUGUGUGCACUUUUUGAACAGCCGUCGAGAAAUACCAGCAUUUGAGUCUUUACUUGUAAGAAUCCAAUAGAAGCUAGGAGGCAAUAGCGAGCGCCCUUUUGUUACCGUCCACUUAGCGGCGAGUGUAGCUUGUGUCAGAGCUCAAAAACGAGGAAGCGUUCCCAAAAUAAGAAUCAACCAAAAGAGAUUGACAGGAAGUUUGGUUCUCAGGUGACCGCUGCUCACGCCGAGCAGAGCGAUGCCAUAGGUCAGCGCGUCAGCUGAGUCCAGGGGCGAUAGCAGCGGCUGGUCGAGGCCUCGUGUGUGUUGAGAUGAGUGUGUGGGAGUGGGAAAUUGAUUUGCCGGGCAACGCUAGCUCCCCCUUGUUUAGGAGGAGGCGUUUGUUGCAUAAAUAUGUGUCCAUAACUCUAAAGAAUGUCGAAGCUUUUAUGACUUUAAACCCCCCUCCUCCUUCCCCUUGUUUUGUGUAACCUCUCCUCCGGAAUAGUUUGGAUGCAUUUGCUUAACAAAGUAGCAUUUUUCUUUCGCUCUUAAAAUGCACGAGAAUUCUAGCCGAGAGUGUUAAGACUGUGAAUCGCCUCCUAACUUAUUUGAUAUGGCAUGACCCCUUUUAAACUGCUUGAUGAAAUUGUCCACUGAGGUAUGUAAAUGAAUCCGAGCGAGUUCAUGAAAAAACAUAGCAUUUAGGAAGGAAAAAAAAAAAGGAAAAAUGUCCGAUGUUUUGAAAGCAGCACAACUUGUUUGCGCGCCCACGCGGGCGAGUCUUUACAUCCAGUGACAUUCUUUUGAAACUAGUCAGGGCUUCUUUUUUUUUUUUCUCCGAUUCACUAAAAACCUUGGAACGAAAAUUAAUUUGACAUGAUGUCACUUUCAGGGAAGUCGGCCCAGACUGGUGGGAGGGGGGUGGUGGUGGUGGGGGGUGCACUGGAAUCAUGGUUCAAAUGUGAGUGACAGGAAAGAAAUGUCAGGUUUGAUGGCACUUUGCAUCAAACCCAGCAAAAACCAAAACCCACCCCCUCAUCCCUCCCCGCCCCCCACAUCCAUAGCCCCACGAUGCUGUAGUCUCCAAGCUGUGUGGUCUUAUCAUGUGUGCCUUUCUCCACUCCACUCAUUUCAAGAUAUGGGAUGUUUACAAACCUGUCUCACUUGUAGAGGGGGAGCGAGGGAACGACCUGUCGAGAAAAACAAAUGUACAAGACUGUCUUUGUUUGUUAGCGACCAUUCUGUUAAUUCAGGUACAAACUGCGUGGACGGUUUCUGUGAAGGAGUUCAGACCACCACCAUCAUCCCGAGAUAAUGCAUCGGUGUGCAGGGCAUUAUUUCAAAAACCAGUGGAAGUCUCUGUACAUAUGUGUAUGAAGAUAAAAGAAACAGUGUUAUAGUUGUUGUAUUACUGAAAACUGUAUUUAAAAAGACAAAAAAAUCCACAGCCAAGGGUUGUCCUACUAGCACAUUUUUACUGAGACAAGCUAUUUAUACUGCUGAUUUUCUAGACAUUUGAAAAAUGAAAAAAAAACUUCCAAUAUGACAAGCACUUCCACAAGAUAGAUUGUAUGGUCAUUUUUGUUACUUUUGUAGAGGUGGCCCUUCCUUUGCUACUGCACCCUUUUGUAAAGUGGGACAGGCCUUGGCUGUGUGUCCUCGGGGGUCUCUGUUGUUUUUUUUCCAAUUAUUAUGAUUAUUUAAGGUUUUCAGGAAGUAAAACACUGUAGUUUGGGCUGAAUUUUGUGAUUGUGUGUUUGUGUACUUGUGUACAUGUUCCCCUGUUCCUGUGUCAGUGUUAUAAAGCAGAGAAGUGGUGUCAGUUAUUGUGGGAGUAUGAACCAUUUUAAAUGUUCUCUAUGAAAAACACUAAUAAAGAAUCAUAGACGAGGACCGCCGAGUCUGUCUGUGUGUGUAUGAGUGUGUGUGUGUGUGUGUGUGUCUGUGGAUCUUUGAUGGUGUCCAACAUGAGCAGCGGUUGUGUAAACAUUAGUUGGUCGGGGGGAGAUGAUGUGAUCUGCUUUUCCCAUGUUGCCUGUCGACUCUCCAGUGUUCUCAGGAUCUGAAAAUGAAGAAGCUACAUUAAUAUUGAGAUCAUCCCAAACCAUAUUCCAGGGUUCACAAAGAGAAAUACUGUUGAAAGUGGACCGUAAAUGACAGUCACAGUAUGAGUGUGAACUGCACCCUGUUGCAUUGGAACCACUGACCUACAAGUACUCAGACAUCAGUGGUCAGCCUUUGUUAUUUUAUUUUAUAUUUAUUUAUUAACAGCACUUUAUUUCAAAGCACUUUCCAAGUUGGUGGGACCCCCACUGACCCUGGCAAUAAAUUCUAUUCUGAUUCUGAACCAAGAACUCUGGUUCAUGCAGUGCUGUUUGUAGUUGCUCCUA